Neocloeon triangulifer is the source of this 830-nucleotide messenger RNA. RefSeq lists its product as uncharacterized. The coding region runs from base 136 to 675 and encodes 179 amino acids. The transcript has 6 exons. NCBI's taxonomy places the organism in Eukaryota, Metazoa, Arthropoda, Insecta, Ephemeroptera, Baetidae. The record is from RefSeq and is a predicted model, not a curated record.
UCCCCACUUGCGACGUCAAAAAUCAUUAUCACACCGUGGCGAGAUGCAUAAGUCACCGCGUCCUACACAAGGUAUAAAAGGCGCGCAACCCUUCCACAGGUUAUUCAAUCGCUGAAGAACGCUCCAGCACACACCAUGACUACCAGAAAACUUAUUCUUGUGGCCGCUUUAUGUGCCGUCGUGGCCGUCGCUUUGGCUGCUGAAGAGACCAAGCCCGAGCAGGUCGCCGAACAGAGGACAUCUUCUGAUGACCUCCAGACCGCCGCUGCUGGCGAAGGACGCAGCUUCUUUGGUGGAGGAGGUUAUGGCGGUUACGGAGGAUACGGCGGUGGAUACGGAGGGUAUGGUGGAUACCCUGGCUACGGCGGCGGCGGCGGCUACUACAGACCCGGCGGUUAUGGUGGAUAUGGAGGUUACGGUGGAUACGGCGGCUACCCCGGCGGCUAUGGCGGCUAUGGAGGUUAUGGUGGAUACAGACCUGGAUACGGAGGAUACUACGACCGCCCGUACUAUGGCGGUGGAUACUACAGGCCGUUUGGUUAUUAUGGCGGAUAUUACGACCGUCCCUACCCCUAUUACGGAGACUAUUACAGAUUCAGGCCUGGCUAUGGUGGUGGCUACGGAUACAACGGAGGCUACCCCGGCUAUGGUGGUUACUACGGCAGGAGCGGCUAAAUGAGCCGAACAAGCAAAAUCUCAUCCUGGCCGGUUCUUUCCUGCCCUAUAUAUUUAUGCGCCGACAUCGAAAAAUACUUACAUCAUCUACACAAACGUUCAAACAGACUGGAAUGUAACAUUCAUUAAUAAAUUAUGAUCGUUUUGCAAAAUAA